CAAGGAGAGUUCUUGCGGCCCACGCCGCCUGCGCGAUCCAUUUUCUAUUUUUAGAUCUUCAAAAUAUCGAACACGCGCCAACAAACGGGUCACUUGAUAUUUGUAUAUUCACUCACGGCGGCAGCCUUCGAUCUUGGCCAUUCUCGAAUUUGCCCUCCAAGCCCCAUGUCAACACAUGCAGCGACGAUGCGUGGCGCGGCCAGUUUCGAUGGGCUGGUCGCCCAUCUUGACGAACAUUACGGCGUGCGCGGCCCGUCAAAGCGAAAAGUGCCAUUCCGCGAAGUCUUCGACGCGGCCAAGACGACACAUCUGGAAAACCUGCCGGGAAGCCUCUGGCCCGUCUGGGAUGCCCUCGGGCGCUAUUGCGAUGUAUCGACGUGGCAGCGGCUCAUCCAGGACCACAGCAACGACGAGGGCGUGUGUCCGAGCGCGGUCCGCCGCGCCCGCAACCGAAACCUCAAGAACGACGCGACGGUCGCUGCGGUAGCCAAUGAGCCCGGAAAGGCCGGCAAGAAGCGCUGCGCCGACGAGCCCACUAUGCCGCGGGAGGCGAAAGUGCCUAAGCCAGAGACCACGGCCGUGGUCGCCAAAAACAUCUUGACCGAGAUGCACGCAAAAGUCGACGAGCUGCGCCGUGGACAGGUAGCGAUUGCCCGCCACAUCACGGCGGAGCGCGUCGCGACGGCAAAGGCCAUCGAAUCUGUAAGUUUGCCAUGA
Messenger RNA from Saprolegnia parasitica CBS 223.65, 717 nucleotides. RefSeq lists its product as hypothetical. Lineage: Eukaryota; Oomycota; Saprolegniomycetes; Saprolegniales; Saprolegniaceae. The record is from RefSeq and is a predicted model, not a curated record. The transcript has 4 exons. The coding region runs from base 166 to 717 and encodes 183 amino acids.